AUGGCUAGCACCGAGCACAACGCGAUUUCACUCUCAAAUCAUGCAUGCCGCAAUACGAAAAUCGCGGGCGACACGGUGGUGAGUGGCUUCGUCGUCAGGAGCAUUGCUCAAGAAUGUGUGGCGUCCUGUGCGAAUGCGCACCCAACGCUGAUCCGAAAUGGCUUCAGGCCACCAACUUGUGGCCCCCCUCCUCUUCUCGCCUCACAGCACGUUUUCUUGGCAUCGGACGGAGGGUUGACCGUCCUCAAGCUCGGUGACGGGAGCGUCGAGGACGGGAAUCUCUCCCGUAGCCUGGUCGGGAUCUAUGACUUGUCCGCCGAGGGCGAGACGACCUCGGUGGCGUACAACUCGGUGUGCGACGAGCUCGCCAUGUCGGUGAAGGCCAUCGACGACGACGGGGCGGAGGACCCGCUCAGCAAGGGUACCGUGCGCAUCGAUCCGUCCGUCGCCGACUGGAUCGAGUGCGACUUCUGCGAGGACGACGUGCAGGUGCUGGAGGCCGGCUAUCGCCCCGACAUGGUCGUUUUCACCCCUGACGGCAAGCAUAUCCUCCCCGCUAACGAGGGUUUACCGGUGACAAAAUGA
This is a messenger RNA of Ectocarpus sp. CCAP 1310/34, 585 nucleotides long. The record is from the annotation of a GenBank genome assembly. Lineage: Eukaryota; Phaeophyceae; Ectocarpales; Ectocarpaceae.